CUUGCGCACUGUAAAAAUCCAGGAAGUAGAUCCAUGCACGUGUAGCAUUUGUCAACCUUGAGCAGCUACAAAACAAGGAGCCAUCAGCUUAUGUCUCCAAACAAACCGCUUCAGUAAUGCCAGUAACGAGACUGUUACACCCUCUCUACCAGCUGGGCAAUCCCCAGCUGAGGAUCUUCAGACCCAACUGGUUCCUGACUUUGGUGAGGCCGGGAAAAGAACAGCCUCCUGACACUGUUCAGUUUCGUGUUCCAAUGGAAAUGACGAAAUUUGACAUCAAGAACUACUUGGAGAAGAUCUACAACGUCCCUGUUGGUGCUGUUCGUACCAGGAUACAGUUUGGUUCUAACAAGAAGAGGAACCACCUCAACCAGAAGGUUAAGCAGCCUGACUAUAAAGUAGCCUAUGUUCAGCUGGCACAAGGCCAGACAUUCACCUUUCCUGACAUCUUCCCGGAAAAGGACCGGACGCCGGCGGAGGGCUCCGUGGAGGAGAUGCAGGGCAAGUUCAUGGAGGACGAAAAGCAGAGACAGAAACUCGACCCCAGGAGAGGAGGGGUCACCGAGUGGUUUGGACUGUGAAGCAGCCCACUGACCGCGAAUUCAAUGCGCCUGUGUGUGUGUGUGUGUGUGUGUGUGUGUUUGACUGGGAGCAACAUGUAUUGAUUAAAAAUGCAACUGCUGUGAUGUCACUUCUACUUCUGUAAGAAACACAAGUGUGAAGCGAAGAAAAGAGCGAGCAUGUGUGUGGGAGACUGCAGACAUGUGUUUAGUGUGUUUGCGAGGCUUCAGUCCAGUUACCCGAGCCAGAACUGAAUCAGAGGAAGAGGAGAAGAGUGGCCCAGCUCCAUCUUCGAUGAAAACAGCCCACCACACAAAAUCUCUAUCACCUCAGAUGACCUCUUCUCCUUCCUCCUCACACCGUUCUUGGCACCUCCUUCUCAUUUUUCUCCUUCAUUUUAGCAUCAUUUACUCUGCACCUCUUCUUUCUUUGUGUUUUUUUUUUAAG
Melanotaenia boesemani (Boeseman's rainbowfish) is the source of this 1008-nucleotide messenger RNA. RefSeq names its product mitochondrial ribosomal protein L23 (gene mrpl23). The record is from RefSeq and is a predicted model, not a curated record. The coding region runs from base 117 to 581 and encodes 154 amino acids. Gene Ontology annotation, biological process: mitochondrial translation. Gene Ontology annotation, cellular component: mitochondrial large ribosomal subunit; ribosome. The transcript is spliced from 6 exons. Gene Ontology annotation, molecular function: structural constituent of ribosome. Lineage: Eukaryota; Metazoa; Chordata; Actinopteri; Atheriniformes; Melanotaeniidae.